This is a messenger RNA of Rodentolepis nana, 1731 nucleotides long. NCBI's taxonomy places the organism in Eukaryota, Metazoa, Platyhelminthes, Cestoda, Cyclophyllidea, Hymenolepididae. The record is from the annotation of a GenBank genome assembly.
AUGAGGAAAAUUAAAUUUAAAUGCAUUCUACACAUCGGCGGCGAUGACGUAGAAGAGGAGAAGAUUUUAGACGCUGAUGCAACUUCCAACGAGGAUAAACUGAUUCACUGUACACUCCGUGGGUGCAAACGAUUCUGGCCACCAUUUAGGGAACUUGUUGAAGGGUUGUCAGUAGUUGCGAAGCGUAUGCCAAGUGACUACACUGACGCCUUCAGGAAUAACAAUGUCGGGACGGUGUUGAGCAGCAUCCUCCUCAUCUACUUUGUUGUGUUUGGGCCUUCGAUAACAUUUGGAAUUCUUAUGUUUGUAUUCGCAUUGCUCGCCGGUCAGCCACUGAGUAGCAUCGGUCCCUCUGGACCUAACUUCAUCAUUGAAACAGUCAUCACCCUAUUUGCCACAAAAAUGAGCAUCGAUUAUCAAGUUUUUCGAUUCUGGGUUGGAGUCUACAUAACCGUCUUUGGUGUUCUCCUAAUCUCCUUAAAUCUUUCGUCUAUUGCAAUCUACACUAGGCGUUCUUUGGAGGAACUAUUAAGCGGAUUUAUAUCUAUUUUCCUCAUCCUGAAAGCUUUAUUCUCAAUGUUGAAGAACAUUCCUCGAAAUAUUCCUCAACCAGGGAGCACUGAGGAUUUAAUUAAAGCCUCACAGGCAGCAGUUCACCUCUUUCUUGCCCUUUGUAUGUUUAUUAUCUUAAAUUUUAUCAACAACUUGAAGAGAAGUCACUUCUUUCGACAAAAGAUACGAUACUGGCUGGGAGCUUUUAAUGUGCCCUUGGGGAUUGUAGUUGUUUCUCUCGUGGCUCAUUACUUAUUCGCAAGUUAUCCUGUUGCUAAACUCGACGUUCCACCAACAUUUCAGGCCGAUCCCGCGUCUUGGGUAUGUGUUAUUAAUUUUGCGAAGAUAAACAAUUACCAGCCGUCCUCUCCCCUUACGGUUCACAUCAGUGCACUUUUUAUUGGCUGCUUCACAAGUCUUCUCAUUUUCACUGAAACGGCACUCAAUAGCAUUACGGCCUUGAAGCCAAAGGCGAAAAAACCAAGUCCCUUCGUGAUAGAUCAUGUAUUGACAGUGGUGAUAUUCCCUCUCACCUGCUGCAUUGUGGGCUGGCCAUUGAUGUCGGGAGUGCCUGUUCGAACAAUCGCUAACACGAUGGCCCUGGUCCAAGUUGAGUCCCACCCACCUCCGGGCAAAUCUGCAGAAAUUAUCAACCUGGUAGAACAGCGAGUGAGUGUACUCAUAGCAGGCCUGCUAGUAGUAGUGUCAGUCUACCUUGGAGAUAUCCUAAGACUCAUUCCAGUCGCUGCUCUCUAUGGCAUGUUCAUCUACCUCGGACUGAAUGGUCUUCGUGGGCUAGACAGCGUCAACACACUACUUGCUCUCAUGAUGCGACGGAAGUAUUGGGGCGAUUGGGAAUUUCUCAUCAAUCUUCCCAUCCCGCAACUGGCUGUCAUUGUGAUUAUCAACUUUACCGAACUCGCAAUUCUCGUAGUUUUCAUUUUCUUAGCUGAGUUUGCUCAUGCUGGCUAUAUCGUCUUACUUAUGCCAUUAGUCCUCAUCUUCUCUGGACUUCUACGAGAGUUUAUUCUUCCAAAAUGGACAUGGCUUGCACCCUGCUUAGAUAAGUACGACAAGCGUUGUUUGGGUGUGCAAUCAGUGGAUAUUUUAAAAAGCCCGGAUGUUGGACCUUCUAUUCAAAUUAACAAGGAUUCAUCAGUGGAAACCCUCGUUUUCUAG